Messenger RNA from Carassius carassius (crucian carp), 1080 nucleotides. RefSeq names its product G protein-coupled receptor 160 (gene gpr160). Lineage: Eukaryota; Metazoa; Chordata; Actinopteri; Cypriniformes; Cyprinidae. Bases 100 to 1011 code for a protein of 303 amino acids. The transcript has a single exon. The record is from RefSeq and is a predicted model, not a curated record. Gene Ontology annotation, cellular component: signaling receptor complex; plasma membrane.
ACAGCUGCUGUAAACUCUUUCAAUGAGGAACUGCUGGCCAGUUACAAGAAAGACUGGUCUGUUGAUUGUUCUGAUUUCAGCCUUGGAUUAAGCCAUACCAUGGAAACAUCGAUCCCUUCGCUUCUGCUGGUUUUGUGGCUCAAGAGUUUGCUGAACUGGCUGGUGGUCGUGGUGCAGCGGCACUACAUGACCAGGAGCUUCUCAGGAUUCUUCUGCAUUUCCUUGGCACUGAUAGACAGUCUCUUGAGUUUUGUCCUCGGGGCUAUUUUCUAUCUGGAAAACUUCAACAUUUCAGGCUGGCACUUCACCAGGUAUCACAUAUGCCUGCUGGCUCAGAUUGCUUGUUUUAUCUACGCCACGCUCCACUGGCCAGUGUUCCUCCUUGUAGGACUAGACAACUUCUGGACACUAUCAUCAAGCUCAACCCACACAUCCUGGAAACAAAAGCUAACUUACCUGGCUGGAGCUUGUCUCCUUUGGAUUGUAGCAGCUUUGUACGUUUUCUGGGAGCCUGAUUUUGUUCUGUUGAUAGGAGAUCUUGGGAAGCACCAGUGCCAGCUGUUUAGUAGAUCUCAGAGCUCUCCGGUUCUCAUAGCAUUGCUGCUGACGGUCACCUGCGUCAUUCUUUACUCGUAUGCUCCGUUUGAGAAAUGUAGGGUGCAUGUGUUUCAGCAUUCCACUCAACAAAGCUGCUUGGUUUGUUUAAGGCGCGCCAUGCACACGUUCCUGAGCACGUGGUCCUCGUUUCUCGCACUGAUGAUCAUCUCGCCGCUGCUGCAGAUAGAGAUGCACACGCACCUGCAGCUGAACGUCAUCUGGCUGUGUUUCCUCAACAGCUUUUUCGUCGCUUUGGCUCUGUGCGGUGGCUCUAUUUCAUCGAAUUCCAAGAAAAGCGACACCAUAACCGACGGUUUUUGUUCCUGGUACUUUUGUUUUACAUAUGGAGCUGACGAGUGGAAUUAUAGACAACAACCCAAUGACCGCACAGAAGUCAAAACACUAAAUGUCUGACCAUGUUUACUUCGGAGAAAGACGUGCUUCUUUGCUUUCUUGUUUGCAUAUAAAAAGCUAAUAUUUUUU